Peronospora matthiolae is the source of this 183-nucleotide messenger RNA. NCBI's taxonomy places the organism in Eukaryota, Oomycota, Peronosporomycetes, Peronosporales, Peronosporaceae. The record is from the annotation of a GenBank genome assembly.
AUGGGCGCUCACUGCCUCUUUGGCUCGCGUUUGUCUUUGCGGUUUGGGCCUCUUAGGGUUACCAUGGAAGUAGCAGCAUCUGCCGAGCGCAAACUCCACCCACCGCCACCUUGCGCCAUCGCUACUGUCCAGCAGGUCGCUGCUGAUUUGGAUGGCUGCCAGUAUCUAGAAAAAGGACCCUGA